This is a messenger RNA of Aspergillus udagawae, 2205 nucleotides long. Its product is annotated as fungal specific transcription factor domain-containing protein. Bases 1 to 2205 code for a protein of 734 amino acids. The transcript is spliced from 5 exons. The record is from RefSeq and is a predicted model, not a curated record. Gene Ontology annotation, molecular function: zinc ion binding; DNA binding. Lineage: Eukaryota; Fungi; Ascomycota; Eurotiomycetes; Eurotiales; Aspergillaceae. Gene Ontology annotation, biological process: DNA-templated transcription.
AUGUACGUCAGCCUUUUGGAGCGCACCGCCGGCCUCAGCCGUCACGAUCUGGCUGAAGUGGAGCGGGUCCGACUCAUGGAGCGCAUUCUGGAGUACUAUGUGCCCAACAUUUCGUUUGACAUUCCGUCGUUGCGAAAGGCGGCUGAGGAGCUGAAGAGUAAGCACCGAGGCUCCGAGUCUGAUGUCCCCUCGACUCGUGUUGAGGGCGAGGACCUUGAGGAUCUUGCCAUCGAGGAUGAGGAUUUUAUGAUCAAGGCUUUGCCUGAUAAUACUACACAAUACUCGGGAGAGUUUUCAUAUUUGAACUUCUCGAUGAAGAUUCGGAAAAAGAUUGAUGAAUGGAUGAAAGCUGCGGCGCCAGAGGCAUCUACCGAAGCGGAACCAUUUGAGGAGAGAUGGCGGGCGACACAGCUACAGUCAGGCUCUUCGAUGGUCUCGGCAGCCAUCACCUGUUUGCCGCCUCGUUAUGUGGCAGAUUUUCUGGUUCAAAUCUUCUUCAAGUACGCACAGACAAAUAAUUUCUACGUGGAAGAGGACUGGCUACUGGAAAAAAUGCACACCUGUUAUACAAACCCAUCGAGCCUUUCGUCCGACGAUGCUGGCUCGGUUUGCUCGAUCCUCAUGGUCCUGGCGGUUGGGACACAGUUUGCUCACAUGGAGUCUGCCACUCCUGUCAAUCGUUUAGCAGCCGACUCAUCGAUUAAUGAUGACCAUCACUUCUCGGAAGAUGAAGUCGGGCUCACGUUUUACCAGUUCGCGUCGAAAUUGCUUCCCGAUAUCAUCGCCACUGCCUCGGUUCGGAGUGUUCAGGCCUGUCUGUUGAUAGGCACAUAUCUACUACCUCUCGACACAUCUGGACUCUGCUAUACAUACUUUGGGCUAGCACUGAAGAUGGCUAUCCAGAACGGUAUGCAUCGGAAGUAUCAGGGCGAGGGGCUCAGUCCGCGGAUGAUCGAGGUCCGCAACCGCGUCUUUUGGACGGCGUACACCAUAGAGAAGCGCGUUAGUAUUCUUCAUGGGAGACCGGUUUCUUUAUCUGAUGCGGAUGUUGACGCCGCGAUGCCGGUCGACUUUCCUGGUCUGAUGCCCACAGGUCAAGUGUCCAACCAUACUAACAUGGUAACAUUGAUCAAGUUGACUCUGAAACUGGGUGAGGUUUCAAACGAGAUAUCCGUGUUGCGGAAAUCCCGGAAAGGUCAACAGCAGGAUUGUCUUGAGCGGUUACUCAGUCUGAGAAAAAGUCUGUUGGACUGGUGGGCUACUUUACCAGAAGAGACCCAUUGUCGAGACUUGAACCCCUCUGGACCCCUAUUCCGUUCGAAUGUACACUUGAAACUCGACUACUGCUUAACGAGAAUCUUUAUUGGGCGACCCUUCCUAUUCAGUAACAUGAAGUCCACCAACCCAGCUGUGUUUCAAGGGCCUCCGUUCAAGACGACAUCCGGACUUUCGAAAAAUUGGUCAACGCUCGUCACUGACUGCGUCGAGGCGGCACUUGAGAUCAUCGAUCUCUGUCGGCUACUCCGUGAUGAAACCGGUCUUGCUCGAGCGUCAUUCACCGAAUUUAGCUCCUGUCGCGCCGCGCUGCUGGUCAUCCUAGCCCAGAGCUUGACCAAGCGGACAGAAAGGCUGCGCGAAGCGCUAGAAAAAGGCAUGGCCCUGAUCAAAAUCAUGUCGAUGGGAGUGGGCUCGGCGAGGUCCGCCGUCAGCGUGAUCGAGGCGCUCGAGCGGGCCAUUCGCCGUCUUGAAGAUUGGAGCGAAACACAGGCUCAAAGAAAUGCCGGUGCCGCCGAGUCCGCCUACGAUCGCUUCAAGAACUGGGAAAUGCUAUGGAAGACCGGACCUAUCUCACCAGGGACAACAGUCACGUUCCCUGAACAGUAUACGCCAGCGCGCCCUGAAGCAGGAAUCCCUCCGGUGCCUGUCACGCCGAUGACCGGCACGGAGGGAGGCAACGACGCCAUGGAAGGCGAUGUCGCUAGCACAGAUAUUGCAGGCUCUUCGGACUUUUCCGUACCCCAUGCGUUCUCUCAAAUGCCGCCUUUGGGAUUCGACCACUUUGUCUCCAACUUUCCGCAGGAACUGGGCGAGUUUACUGCCAUUCCGUGUUUUGAGACUGACGCUCAACAGGGCCUUGGGAGUGACAUGAAGUCGUCCCCAGGAUGUCCACCGGAUACGAGGUGGAUGCAAUUCAUGGGAGAAUGA